Molecule: messenger RNA, 2887 nt
Organism: Tuber aestivum (summer truffle)
Lineage: Eukaryota; Fungi; Ascomycota; Pezizomycetes; Pezizales; Tuberaceae
Source: the annotation of a GenBank genome assembly
AUGCUGGCCCGAAAAGCCUCCCUCAACCAACUCACCCAGAACUCGCUGGCAUCUAUCCCUGACGGUACGGUGGGCUAUGGAUUAGGGAGUCCUACGAGAUCUACCCGGGAUGACUAUCGGGGUCGAUCAACCCCCAUCGGAGCUGACGUCGAGGUCGGUGACGCUGUCAAUACUCCUGGUGGAAUGCACGGAACUGUCAAAUUUAUCGGGAAUGUUAGAGGAAAGGCGGGAAUAUUUGUUGGAGUGGAGCUGGAUCCAGACAUGUCUGGAAGAGGCAAGAAUGAUGGCGCAGUCGAUGGGUGGGUGCUUCCCUUCGUUUCCUUCUUCUUUGUUUGUUUUCCUGUUUGUUAUGGGCGGCGAGGCUCUGAAUUGAAAUUUAUUUCCAAGCACCGUGGGGGGUAUGCACUCUGGCCACCUUUUGUCCGGUGCUUGUUCCCGUUGUCUUGUUUCAACUGUCGGAUCAUCCUUUGCUCGGGCAAUUCGUUUCUAAGCUCUUUCCCUUUUUUUUCUUUUUUUUCUUUUUUUUCUUGCUGCAACUAUGAAGUGGUCAAGGUCGUCUAUGGGAUCUACUAACACAAUCUACGAGAACGAUAGAGUUCGCUACUUUACUACUGCUCAGCCAAACUCCGGUAUCUUCGUUCCGCUAGCACGAGCAACGAAACGGCAUUCGGCCUCAUCCUCAAAUCCUCCACCAACACCUACACUUUUGAGCCUCCCUUCGCCCACAGGACCCACACAGUUAACACCUCCGACACCUUCAAGAAAUCGCCCGGAAUCUCCUGCACAUCGCUUCGCGAAUGGAAUUGGGAAGGCUCCAACUACUCGACCGUCAUUACCAAGACCUGAGAGUCCUAUGCGAAGAGGGACCCCCGGCCCUGGUUCAAGACCUGGCUUGCAUCCGCCAGUAACCCCACGAAAUGUUUCUUCAGCUGCUGGUGGUCGAUUUGGCGCUCCUAGUCCUACACCGGGGAAAUUAGGUUAUAGUGGCCGAGCAAGAGCUAGCAGUAUUGCUUCAACGGCGGACGGAAGGCCGGGCACAUCGGGGGGUGGUGCCCCACCACUAAGGCUUGCACAAACACCUACCGCGCGUGCUCCAUAUUCGUUGGGGUCGAAACAACCCAAGAACACUAUGGGGUUGAGUCAGAUGAUGAGGGCGGGGAGCUCAAUGGGUAUGAGAAGCAUUAGCUCCCUCGAUCGCCAUAUGGAGGAGCACCAUGAGACGUCGCCAAUAGACUCGGGGAUUGGCAUGAGCAGGGUGGAUGAUUUAGAUAAUUCAGUGGCCACCUCGGUACUAGAAUCUAAGCUAGCGGAGAAGGAUGAACAGUUAAAGGAGCAAGCGGCAGCAUUACUGGAGAUGGAAGCGUCAUUCACGGAGUUGCAAUCUCUCGUUCAGAAUGCCUCCUCUCCGCAGAUGUCACAUUUUGCUUCCCCGACUAUCCCUACCAGGUCUGGCUCUUUUGAGGAUGCGGAUGCUAUUCAGUUGAGGGCUUUGCUUCGGGAAAAGAAUGAAAAAAUUCAGCUUCUUACAGCAGAAUUUGAUGCGCAUAGAGCAGACUUUAGGUCGACUAUUGAUACCCUGGAGCUCGCUAGUACGGAGACAGAGAGGGUAUACGAGAAACGGGUUGAUGACCUUACGGCAGAGAUUCGGGAGCUACAGGAUAGAAAUGAUGAUGUAGAGAGUGUGGCACGCCAGUUGAAGCAAUUAGAAGAGCUGGUCGCGGAGCUAGAAGAGGGGUUAGAGGAUGCCAGGAGGGGAGAGGCGGAAGCUCGAGGGGAGGUGGAAUUCCUGAGAGGGGAAGUGGAGAGGAGUAGAGAAGAGCUCCGGAGGGAGAAAGAAAAGAAUGCUGCUGCCGUGGCAAACGCUGCCGUUGGGAAGAUGAUGCGCAGUACCUCCAAUAACGAUGAGGUUGAGAAGAGGGACGAUGAGAUCAGGGGUUUGAAGGCCAUUAUUCACUCUCUGAGCCGGGAUACGAUAUCCGCCGAUGAUGGUACGAAUGGUGGUCACCCACAUCUUGACGGAGUCGGUGCGGCAAGGAAGUUGGGGAGCAAUGGAGAGGUGGGGGAGUUGGCCAUGGAGCGCAUGUCUCGAGAGAAGUUGGAGAAGGAGGUUGGGGACUUGGGGUCAUUGAUUGAAAGACGUGCUGCUAGAGAGGAGGAACUUGAGAAAGAGAUCGAGCUUCUCAAGAGGCGCAAGGAAACCCGUAGCACCAUCACUAAUAACUCUGAGAAAACUGUCACAGGUUGGGCUGGACGGGAGCGGAGGGAUAGUGGUAGAGACUCCCGGACAACUACAGGAAGCUGGAGAAGCAAGCACCAGCCGACAUCCUCUGCAGCAUCCUCUUUGUUGCAACAACCUGCUCCUCCGGUCGAGUCGUCAUUGCUCGCCGACGAUCUCAGUAUGACUAGCAGUGGCGGCCUUACUCCCACCACUGCUGAGGAUUCUGAGUCUGCUGACGGCAGCGUCCUCUGGUGCGAGAUCUGUGAGACUGCAGGUCACGACAUCCUCACAUGUACCAACAUGUUCGGUUCCGCAGCUGGAGGCCCGGCAUCUGCUGGGCCAGAGGGCGAGAAGACCGCUGCUGCCGCUGCUGCUGAGGAAGCUGAUGGGGACGAAAAGUCCCCGUACGUAACAUCGCCGAUCAUGGAGCGAGGUGCUAGCUCUGGCUCUGCAUUCCCUGAAUCCUCGACAGAUGAUGAUGCGGACUUUAAGAGCGCUAUUUCGGAAAAGAAGAAGAGUGUUCAUCUCCCCCCUCCACCACCAAUGGUAGACGGUAGCUUUGGACCUAUGGCUGGAAAGGAAACUGGUAUCAUUGAUAUGAACAAGUGGUGUGCUUUGUGCGAGAGAGACGGUCACGAAAGCUUUGAUUGCCCCCUCGAUACUGAUUUC